AUGAAACCCGGACAAUUAAACACUAUCGAUGCAUUUUGCAGCUUAAAAACUUGGAAUAUAUUCCCUUUGGAUCCUACAAAAAGAGUAAGAGAUACAGAUACUGGCUACAACAAACUGAUAAUACAGAUUAUGUUGGUCCUUUUUGAAACGUCAGCUGGCUACGCUGUAUUUAAGUUAACGUUUAAUACUCUUACCCAGUUGCUUGAUGAGAAGAAACUGAAGGAUGUUGAUGACAUUUACACCCUUUUCUCAUCUCCAGAGAAGGCUCAAGAGACGUAA
Enterobius vermicularis (human pinworm) is the source of this 279-nucleotide messenger RNA. Lineage: Eukaryota; Metazoa; Nematoda; Chromadorea; Rhabditida; Oxyuridae. The record is from the annotation of a GenBank genome assembly.